This is a messenger RNA of Didymella exigua CBS 183.55, 431 nucleotides long. RefSeq lists its product as uncharacterized. Bases 121 to 354 code for a protein of 77 amino acids. The transcript has a single exon. Lineage: Eukaryota; Fungi; Ascomycota; Dothideomycetes; Pleosporales; Didymellaceae. The record is from RefSeq and is a predicted model, not a curated record.
UUCCCAUCUUGACAAACUCCUGACAAACGUCCGCCUCGCCCGUACGGCCUCCUUCACGCACCAAUCACAAAUCCCGGAACCCGACAAAAGCGUCAUGAAGCCUUAUUCGGGCUUGGCGCGAUGUGGGGCAACAGGUCAAACAGCACGCGGGUGUCCCGCUCAAAGUGGGCUGUCGCAGCUCCGAGAUGUGCUGCCGCGCCUGCUAGUACGGCGGAGAAGCUUAUGGCGUGCCAAAUGUAUAUCACGGGCUCGACCUGGGUGGCUGCUCUUGAAGUAGACGUCGACACAUCGACUGUUGUAUUUGCUCUGUCGUGCUGCUUGAUAGUUGCUGCAGGCUGGAUCUUUGGAUCUUGACACACGUUGUUGCAACGAGGACUGAACAGCAAGCAUGGCAGUCACCGAGGCUCUGGAAUCGAACUGCGAUGUGUAUG